This is a messenger RNA of Fonsecaea multimorphosa CBS 102226, 1758 nucleotides long. RefSeq lists its product as uncharacterized. Gene Ontology annotation, cellular component: membrane. Gene Ontology annotation, biological process: metal ion transport; transmembrane transport. Gene Ontology annotation, molecular function: metal ion transmembrane transporter activity. The transcript is spliced from 3 exons. NCBI's taxonomy places the organism in Eukaryota, Fungi, Ascomycota, Eurotiomycetes, Chaetothyriales, Herpotrichiellaceae. The record is from RefSeq and is a predicted model, not a curated record. Bases 1 to 1758 code for a protein of 585 amino acids.
AUGAGUGAGUCGACGGAGCCCGUCCAUGACGGCGUGGAGGAGUUCGUGGUGGAUCCCAUCCGCGUGUCUCUCCUCGCGACCAUCGACGACGAGAACACGGCCUACAAGGACCCCAACAAGACGGACCGAUCCUCGCUCUUCGAAGCCAAGACCAUCGACAUAUGGGAAACGGCCGGCCGGGGCGCGCAGAUUGUGGAUCGAAGUUACCCGGCGUCGCGGAGACUUCCCCCGGACCUGUUUGAGGCGUAUCACCCCGCGAUACCACCACGCGGGAGCCGUCUGGCUCUUCGACUCUUGUGCACGCGGCCGGCGCUGGGGGCCAACCAGACGGCCAAGCACGACGACAUGAACCCACCAGGGGAUCGACAGAUCAACUAUCUCCCGUUUCUGGCCGAGGACGUGCAGGAACUGGUCCAUCAGUGGGAUCUCAAUCGCGAAUACACCUGGAUGAGGCUGAACGCGCGCGAAGUGGGCAAUUUCCAGCGCAAGACGGUCUGGAGUUUUGAAGUCGAGCCGCCCAGAGCGGUGCGAAUGGGACUGGUGAUCCAUUUCCCCUUCGUCCUCCGCCCGGCCCGACGAACAAAGUACCUGACCGACACCAAGGGCGGGCGCACCGCUUCCCGGCGAUCGCUCAAGUCGACGUACAACCCGCGCCGCGACGACCCUUUCCUGUGGUCCUUUGCCAUGUCGCAUUCGCUACGCGACGGCAAGACCCGCUGCCUGCUCGACGGUCUCACAGACUGGGCGGUCGGGGACGUCUCACGCAGGCUCCUGCGGGCUUCUCAGCAGUGGUACGUGCAUCCCUUGCACGUGCCCGUGAUUUUGUUGAACAUCUUCUUUGACCAUGCGGCCUGGGAGGUCAACCGGUUGUGCGUCGAGGUCGGGCACUUUGAGUUCUUGUCGCGCGACGCCCAGAUCGGCUCGCUCGAGCAGUUUGACACCAUCACCACGCAGCUGCAGUACCUGCGCCGAUCCCUGGAGUUUUUGCAAUCUCUCGCCAAGUUUUUGCUCGAGACCAUGGAUUUUCUCGAACAAAAGAUCUUUUUGAGGGAGUGGGACAAUCGCGCGGGAAGGGAUGAUGGCACGGUCACGUCGUACAGGUUAUAUGUGCACCAGACGAACCCGCACAUGGAGGAGAAGCUGAUGAACAUUUCGCACUUGAUCGACAAUAACCUGUCGACGUGCCAGUACUUGCAGUCGAGGACGAGCGAUGCCCUGGAUUUUAUCAAAGGCAAAAUCUCCCUCCGCGACAACGACUCGAACCGCGAAGACGCCGACUCCAACAAAACCAUGUCCUUCCUCCAAAUGAUCUUCUUACCCGCGACCUUCGUGGCCGCGAUCGUGUCGAUGAACUUCUUCGACCUGACCACCUCCCCGCCCCGGGUGAGUAGUUACAUCUGGAUCUUCUGGGUCGUCAGUCUGGGGCUCACGGGGGUCGUGUUGGGGAUUUACUUCUUUUGGAGGUGGAAGGGGAAACUCAAGGCCGAGGAGGAGAGGAGGGAGGCGUGGAGGAGGGAGAAGAUGCUGGGUUGGGAGGAAGGGGGUGAUGGGGGCGGGAGUGGGAGUGGGAGUGGGCCGGAGGACGGCGAUGAGGAAGGCGGAAGAAGGAGGAGGGGGAGGAGGAUGGGGGAGAAGCGGAGGAGUCGGCGCAGACGCAGGAGGAGAAUGACCAGCGAGGACAGCGCGGAGGAUGGCGAUAGGGCGAAUACUUCCAAUGCCCAGAUGAAGAAGAAGGAGAAGCCGGAGUUGGUGGAGUAG